Heterobasidion irregulare TC 32-1 is the source of this 2454-nucleotide messenger RNA. RefSeq lists its product as uncharacterized. The record is from RefSeq and is a predicted model, not a curated record. The transcript is spliced from 3 exons. The coding region runs from base 1 to 2454 and encodes 817 amino acids. NCBI's taxonomy places the organism in Eukaryota, Fungi, Basidiomycota, Agaricomycetes, Russulales, Bondarzewiaceae.
AUGGUCAAAAUCCGUAAGGACUGGCACUGGAACUAUGACCAGGAUAUGUUCCUCUUAAUGCCUCCUUUGAAGACCAUCGAUGCCUUUGAAUCCCGAAGAGUGGCUCUGAAUAAAUCAGAAUCCGACGAUUGCCCGGACAUCAUGUCGCUGUAUGGCGAGGAGGACAUCUUCGAGUACCGCCUCGUUCCCCUUACGGAAGAUAUCACAAAUAUCUUUCGGUUCGACCGGGAUGAUGACCUUGUACCGCCCACCACUCCCGAUGCUGAUCAACGUGCAUCCGAGUCCGAGGCUGACCCCAUACCGCCCACUACUUCUGAUGGUGGUGAUUCUGCACCAGAUUCCGAGCUAUUACUCUCCACUACUUCCCAGGCAGAUGAUACUGCAUCCGUUUCCGACUCCUUACUGCCCACCACUCCCUCAGUGAUUGAUCACACUACAUCCGAAUCCGAUGCCUUACCGCCUGCCACUUCUGAAGUCGAUUGUCCUGCAUCGGACCUCGGACCUCCUGAGCCCCAGCCUCAGCUGUCUGGGCAACGCGACAACAUUAUUUCCGAUGGAGACUCCCCAGCAUCCAACACGAAUCAUUUACGCGUAGAUGUCGGCACUGAAGCCGACAUAGACCAUCCUUCAAAUGAGACAGAAAUCCCUGCCACCCAAGACAGUACAUCGAAGAUGAAUCGUCCUGCAUCCAAAUCAAAUUGGUCAUGCCAUUGUUAUCCAUUCGACACAUUGCCGGUUCUUCGCUCUCAUGCCCUACCGCAUUUUGUUCUCUUGAACGCGGGGGAGAAACUUGAAAAACGAGAACUGCAACCUCUGGCAUCGGUAGUGGCUCGUAUCUUCAAGAUUCACGAGUUUCGAGCGAUGGACUCGUUGAUCAACUUACACAACAUCUAUGAUUCAUGGGUCCACGCAGUCGUUCCAUCGCCAUUUGGCCUGAAGCCACAGCUUCCGUCAUCAACGAACAAGACUACAAAUUUAGGAGGGGAACAGGAACAAGCCAAAGCAAAGAAUACCAUAUCCAAGACACUUAGAGCAGGUGCCGCGGACAUGAAUAAUCAUCCAGGCCCUAGGUCAGAGCACAAUGACGGUCAGAUUGAGUCCGACAGGAGUAAGCGCUAUUACAGACGCCAAGAUGAGAAAGACGGCCCAGCUAGCCAUAGUCCUGCGGGCGCAGUCACAGAUGCGGAACUCCCAACUCAUGCAUCCGUCGCAAACACGGAGGCAUCCAGAGAGCCUUCUCACGCGUCCAUGUCCGCUUCCCCCCCUGCUCUGGACUCUAACCAUGCGGCUUCAUCCGUCGUACCCGCUGCACCCGCUGGAACCAUCGAAUCCGCCGAGGCUAUCGGUCUUGCCGCACCUGCUCCGGUCGAGCCCACCGAAGUACCCUUGUACAGCCAAGUGGCGGUAGCGGGGAAGUCAGUCACAUCCGGGAAGGCCCCAAUCGGUACAUCCGGCCAGACACAUCGUGGUAUACCGACGAAGAUUCCGACGGCCAUCCAGACCAGUGCGCGGAACAGGGCUGACGUAUCAGGACCAUUUCAACAGGACCUCACUCAAUCUGGGAAACUGACAGCUGGUAGCGGCAUACUCAUACAGAACAAGACAGUCGCGCAGGAAAACUCGGCUUGGACGACAGUAAGGCACCGUUCUUCUCCGGCUGGAUCCAAGAACAAGGGCUCUCGUCGUGCAUCAGGAUCUCUUGGACGUGACUCGGUACCAGCCAAUUCUCGUGCUAUUGACGCUGGAGAGAUAGCUUCACACGACACAACUUGGACAACAGCGAAACGCUCUCAGGCUGUAAGUGAGUCACACGCCAAGGGCACUGGACAUGCUUCAGGACAUCCGGGAAAAGGUAAAGUAUCCCCUAGGACCAAUUUACCUCGCACGGGCGCAAGUGCAACGCUCAACGUGCCUGUGCGCGUCGAAGGAGACCCCCAGAGCCAGAGGAUCACUCGACGUUUGCCGGCCCCUUCACUAGGACUUGCCUCGGCCAGUCAAGAUACUCGAACGAACGAGCACUCUUCGAAGCACAAAUCCACCAAGAGCGGAGGCGAAGGAGCCUUGAAUCCGCCGGAGCAGAAACGGAGGCGAGUCGCGCGGCCAUCAGAAGGCGAAGCGGUCCUGCCAAGUUCCCGUAUUCCACUGCCGGCGAAGAGCAAGAAGUUCGUAGACCGGAUGAAGCCUAAGAUGACGCCUUCGAUGUCGAAUCGGAGGGUCUCCUUCGCUCAAGACCAAGGAGAGGAUCCUCCCGUAGCAUCUGGAUCACAAGGUAUGAAUGAGAAAAUGCCUGUGAACGUGACACGCACGCAAGACAAGGACGAAACCACGGGCGACCGGAGAGACUCAGGGUCGAAGCACACGGACGACAAUGGGCAAGACGGUAAGGGUCGUGAGACAUCUAAAUCCGGGAAGAAGAGGAGGUACUCUAGGCGGUCAUUGGGCGAGACAAUCUAA